Fundulus heteroclitus (mummichog) is the source of this 3862-nucleotide messenger RNA. It is a transcript of the gene s1pr3a, whose product is annotated as sphingosine-1-phosphate receptor 3a. Lineage: Eukaryota; Metazoa; Chordata; Actinopteri; Cyprinodontiformes; Fundulidae. Gene Ontology annotation, molecular function: sphingosine-1-phosphate receptor activity. The record is from RefSeq and is a predicted model, not a curated record. Gene Ontology annotation, biological process: G protein-coupled receptor signaling pathway. Bases 409 to 1608 code for a protein of 399 amino acids. The transcript is spliced from 2 exons. Gene Ontology annotation, cellular component: membrane.
GGUAGGAGGAGGAGGAGGAGGAGGACGAGGGUGAGCGGAUCGCUACGGACUGAGGAGCCAGUGUGUGCGCAAAGGGACCAGGAAAGUUCACAACAGGAGUCACUGUGGAUCUUUUCACCAUAAUACUGAACUAUACAAGCUUUUUGUGUGGACAACUUUGUAAUACGGGCAUUUUUUGACUUCAUUUUGGACCAGUUGCAAGUUUUAAAAUCUUUAAUUUACGGCAGCUUCAUAUCUUUACGCACAGACAUCCUACAAAUCCUGCCAAAGUUGUGUUUAAAAGGAAUCAAGUAAGAAAGGUCUGUGAUGUGAUGGCUGCAGCUGGCAGGUCGAGCAGCUCCUGUAUACCAGUGCUGUGACGCCCUCUGCUGUGUGGCCGAGGAAGGUUCAGGACGGGCAAAAGCCAGGAUGGGGAACCCGAUCAAGGAAGGGAUGAACGUGGUCAUCGUCAACCACUACAACCACACCGGGAAGUGGGACCGGCCUCGCAGCGGAGGCACCUGCAAGACGGCGGUGCUGCUCCUCAUCUGCGUGCUCAUCGUCCUGGAGAACAUCACGGUCCUGCUGGCCCUCUGGAGGAACAAGCGGUUCCACAGCCGAAUGUACUUGCUCAUUGGAAACCUGGCGCUGUCCGACCUCCUGGCUGGUGUGGCGUAUGUGGUGAACAUCUUUACGUCGGGAAAUAAGACCUACUACCUGACGCCGUCGCAGUGGCUGGCCAGAGAAGGAAGCAUGUUUGUGGCCCUCAGCGCCUCCACCUUCAGCCUCCUGGCCAUUGGCAUCGAGAGGCACAUGACGAUGGUGCGUCUGAGGCCCUGUGAGACAGCCGGCCGAGGGAGACUCCUGGCCCUGCUGGCGGCCUGCUGGGUUGUGUCGGUGCUGCUCAGCGCCCUUCCCAGUCUCGGAUGGAACUGCCUGAAAAAUCUGGCUUCCUGCUCCACCGUGCUGCCUUUGUAUGCCAAGAGCUACAUCGCCUUCUGCAUUAGUGUUUUCAGCGCGCUGCUGGUUGCCAUCAUCAUCCUCUACAUCAGGAUUUACCGCCUGGUGACCUCCAGCGGCCGCAGGGUGAGCAGCCGGCCCUCGGAGUGCUCCCUGGCCCUGCUGCGGACAGUCGUGAUCGUUCUCGGGGUGUUCGUCAUGUGCUGGUCCCCAUUGUUCCUCCUGCUCCUGCUGGAUGUCGGCUGCAGCCCGGAAGAGUGCCCGGUCCUUUACCAGGUGGACUGGUUCAUCGCCCUGGCCGUGCUCAACUCUGCCCUGAACCCUCUGAUAUACACGCUGUCCAGCAGGGAGAUGAGAACAGCUUUCUUUCGGGUGAUCUACUGCUCUCAAACCGGUAUGGAGCCGUCUGGGACACCUGCAGCGGUUAACCCCCACCUGGGCACGAUUAUCCCCACAGUGGAAAACAGUAAGACCAGUGUGGGCGGAAGCGGAGGCAGUGGGACCGGCAAAGCAGCGCUGAACAGAGGGAAGAUUUCCACACCUGCAAACUCUGACAAUAAGCAUGCAGAUCCCUCUCCCACCGCGGUGCCUCACACGACUGGGCCGGCAGACCUGUUCUCAGCCGUGCUCAUAAAGGCGGGGGCGCUGCCUUCCCUAAGCAAGUUUUGAGCGGAAAAAAUUAACUUGCAUCAGACUUUGUCUGCUAUCAGCCACUUUUUUGUGUUGUGCACUACGGCUCAUGUAGCUCAGAUACCCGGUUCAAAAUGAAGACGUCACGAUUGUAGCUCAGACUAUAAUCAAAAUCACUUGAGGCCACUACUUACACCAAUGGUUAUGAUAAUCAAAAAAGAAACCAGUGAAUAAAAUCUCUUUGAUUUUCACAGUUAAAAACAACAACUAAGUAACAUUCCUAACCAUGGGAUACAACAGAACAGUGUCAUGUAUGCCAUGAUUCAAUCUCUUGACUGUGCUUAUAGAGCAGGCUUCAUUUCACAGCAGAUUGUAAUCACCAGAUGUGUCUGUCAGUAUAUUUAUUUGUUAAUUAUGUCAUUAUAGGUUAGUGGUAUUCAAAUUGUGGCACUUUUACCAAAGUUGUAUUAGGAGUUUUCUUAAGAACGCCUAAAUUGUUCGUCACUAUUUAUAUUUAUUAUCCAGUAUCAGUUAUCUGAAAAGUUAUAUGUUUUGCUUUGUGUGCUUACAACUAUUAGGGUGCACUACAUAUUUACAGCCUUUACUUUCCUGGAACAAAUGGAUUAUUUUCCUAAAACUUACUAUACACUUUUCCUCAACUUAGAGGUUACAUUCUGGUUCGCCAGCUGCUCCCCUGAGAAUUUCAUCAUGUACUUUUGCCAGGCUGCCAGGUUUUUCCCUCAAACUUUUCUGAUUACAUAGGAAAGUAUAUAGGAAAGUACCCAGUACUAAAAAGUACUUUCUAAAUUUCAGAAAAGUUCCCGGUAUGUUCUGGAAACUAACUUCUUAUUUACGGUUAAGUUCUGGGAAAGUAACUAUUAAAGGGGCCUAGUUACGUACUUUGACCAUGAAAAGAAAACACAAAAAAACAGAAAUUAAUCUUCAAUAUAACAAUAUACGGCAAGCGUUCUUUUUUUUUUUUUGAGCUUGAGAAGAACUUUGCACCGUGCACUGACGUUUAAUCUGGUAACGCAACUUAUUUGAUUACACAACUGCAUCCACAACUGGCUGAAUAAUAUGAAACCUACCUGGGAGGUUGAAUGGGGUACAAGCCAACAACUCCAACCUGGAAAGAUCUUGUCAGCGCAUUUCAGUGUAAUGGCCUGUUACACUGAAGGUUGACAAAAUGACGCUGAAAUUAUACCGUGAGCGUAGUGGUGCUACGUGCUAACAGUAUGACAAGUAUUUGAGAGCAACAUAAAGCUCAUGUGCAGCAUCAGCAUAUUUGUAAAACGCCCGGACAACAGACCUGUAAGCUAGCGCUAGCUAUCAUUAGCUUCACGGACAGCCCAUUAACAGGGUUCUGUCUUAGUCUGGGCUCUCCUUUCGAGUAAAAAUGAAUGCAUACUGAUUGUAUUUAUUCAUUAUAAUGUUUUAUGCUGUAUGUCUCUGGGCUCCAUUGCUUCUCCUUGUUUACACAUUGCGUGCAUGCACAAUAUCAUACCUCCGGUCAUGUGGUCUUGUUUUUGUAAGUAUACACAAAAGUGCUUUGUUUACUGACACAUAGACCGAAAACAAAGUAAAAAACACUGAAAUAAAAUAUCAUUAGCCAACAGGGCGUCAGAAAACCUUUGUAUGCCACCAGAGUGAGCUACUGACAUAAAAUUCACAAGUAACUCAAGAAGCUGCAAUAAAGUCAUAGUACGUGACUCAGCCCCUUUAAGCCCGAUGGUGAUUCCUUGGAAGUACCUGGUUGGCUUCUGGAAAGUUGUGGAAAUUAACCCCUAAGAUCAACGAAUGUACAAGCUGUAUCAUGUAGUGUUGCCAACCAUUAUGGUACUUAGACUUUAUUUUUUAACUUUUAUUUUAGCAAUUUGUUGUGCACUGUGGGAGAGAAGAGUAUAUUGCCGGACUAGCGGCCUCAUGAGGCUGUGAUGAUUUCUACUCACAAGAGAGUUCCACAUUUAGAUAAACAUGCCCCAGCAAUUUCUUUAGAUUCCAAGUUUUUUUGUCUUCCUGACAAUGACUUUAAAGGGGCAACUUGAGGCUCUUUAAUGCUUACCUUGUCACCAGAUGUGGGUCAUCAAACAGCAGUCUGUGAGCUAAUUAAUAGCCAUGCUCAUGAAGAUACUUGCUUCUCACCAGCACAUGCAGAAACCACUCAUAUAUGUCAUCGAACCACUUGUGAAUAGGAAUGUUGGAAUUGAAUUAUUUAAUGAUAGCAGACUGUAUUUGGGUGAUGUAGUGUCUGAUACAGCUAUAGGAAAAAUUAAAUUCUAUUCUCUAUUGUCAA